AUGUUGAUGAACGCACCAUCAUAUUCCAAAGAGGUAAUCGGCAUAAUAACGCUGGAGGACGUCAUCGAGGUAUUGCUCCAGGAAGAGAUUUUGGACGAGAUAGACGGCUAUAUGGAAGUUCACAACAGGAUAAAGAUACACAUACUGCCGUCUCAAAGAUCGCCUGGAACUCCCUCAGCAUCUCAGUUUGUCCGGCCGUACUCUCAGGGGCCGUCCUCGCUUUCGCCGCAUAGUGUCCUGAAUUCGUCGAUUCCGUUCACUCUCCGGUGA
This is a messenger RNA of Linum trigynum, 270 nucleotides long. Lineage: Eukaryota; Viridiplantae; Streptophyta; Magnoliopsida; Malpighiales; Linaceae. The record is from the annotation of a GenBank genome assembly.